GACAGCACUGAGGUCCUGGGUUAUGUUCUUGGUUUGCUCUUUUUUGUGAUUGCCUGGACCUCCAAGUUCCGUGCCUUCUCCAGAGCAGUAAGUGACAUCCCAUCAUAGUUCAUGUCUGAGUUGCCAUACUUGGAUGUAUUGUCACAACAGGCCCUCAAAGUCAAGUGUUAUGUAGUGAAAACCUGCAACACAACAUGACAUAAUGCUCACUGCAACACUACAUAAUGCUCUCAGCACUUUAACCUCUUCAUUGAUCUUUUAGCGCAGAGGGGAGAUGAGUUCAAGGGCAAGUGUUCUCAGGGGUGCAGUGCUCUCUGGCCAGUGCCCUAUACUCCUCGGCCAUAUUGCUCCACGACACCCAGUAUGAGUUUGUACUGAGAGCCAUGCCUUGGCUACUGGCAUCAACGUGCUGUGCAGCCCUGGAUCUUGCUGUAUCCUUCUCCAGCUUAUGAAUAUGUAACCUCGUUUCCAGGCUCGAGAGAGCUGGCUGGUGGGCGAGAUUAAUGAAUAUGUGAAUAGAACUUCUAAUUGAAUUGAACCCCAACCAUGUUGUCAUUUCUGUCUUGACUCUGUGGUCAGGUUGUGUUCCUGUCCUGGUGCAGGAAGGGUACCACUCAGCAGCAGCCUGGAAGGGGUUCUCCAGACACAGUCUCCUAGGGGGCUUCUCUCCCCCACUCAGCAUAACCCCAGAGGGAAGACUAAGAAAAACAGCCAGUAAGCCUUGAGUCCUGUCUACACAUGCCUAGGUUAAGGAGAUGGACUCAAUGCCUGACAGUGUUGUAUAUGUGCUUUUAUAGAAAGUAUUGGAAUGAAAGAGCAAAUAAAGUUCUUUAAGCUAGAGAAUAAAAGACUCAAUGGCAGAUGUUUGAGAACUCCCCUUUAAGUUGCUCUUUCAUUCCUGUUCUGGCUUUGCCUCAUACAGUAUUUGAUAAUCAUCUUUAAACACAGCUCUCUUUCCUCAUGUGAGUUGGGCUUGGAUGGCUCUCCUCUCCGUGUUCCCUCCAAUAAAAAAAAUCUCAACAAGAUGGCUGAUAUGCGAUAUUACAUGGAUGUCAACAUUCAACCAGUACGAAAUGUGAGGGUAAAGACGUCUUUAGAACAUUUCAGGUGUGUCUGAAGGAGGUGACUCUGUCCAGGGAAGCAGGUGUGUCAGAGAGCCAUCCCCUCAGGAGGACCAUGAGGGGGGUGAGAGUGGACGAACCCUGCACCUCAGAAACGUUCUCCGACUCGUCAUCCCUCAACUCUGAUCUGGAGGUCAGAUCCCAACGGAUCCUUACAUCUUCCUCACAUCCUUUAUCAACAACCUUACUAUCGUGUAAAAUCAUCUUCUACAGCAACAUUUUGCCCAAUAUGGUUAAGUUCUUCUGAGUUUAAUAGUGACGUUUAGUAUGAGAUGGUAAAGAGAUGUGAACUGUUAAACCAUUUUCUGCCACAAGAUGGUGAUAGUAUGUGAAGAAUGGUUGAACACUUGUUGCUUUGGAUUCAUCUACGCAUCAGGGAAGCCUAUUAUUUUCAGUCUUAACACAUUGUAGGCCCUGCCCAUUACCAAGUAAAAAUCAAGACCUUUACCCGCAAGGUCUUCUGAAGUGCUUUGCUUGGUAACUUAGUAUGUUUAUUUAACGUUACUUCUUUAUGCUCAGGCCUUCCCAUGUGAACUCACUAUUAUGGUGCAGUGAAAGUCCACUCAAGGGUCGUUUCAUAUGAAUUCUAUCACUUUCUGACUGCACCCCUUUUGAUUUGAACAAAACCUUCCAUACAUGUUUGCCCAUGGUAGAAGUGGUCAAAAAGCGACUUUUUGGACCUGAAUGCCAAAACAUUCAGGAGACAGAGGUGCUCAAAGUUGACCCAUUUUGCAUACCUACCAUUAGACAUCCAUGUCUUCGUCACUGAAAAAUAUAACUGACGUUAAAAGAAAAGAAAAAAUACAUAGUUUUUUAUAUCAAACUCAACCGUUUAUCUAAACUCAGAUUUGUCACAUUUUCACAUUGUAGCUUAGACCCUAAUUUAUCUGAGGUGUUUACAGGGCUGGUUCCAGGCAGAAGCGACAUAACCGGUAGCGUAGGGCACCCAGCCCCAAACUCAGUCGGGGUCUCAACUUACUAUUGAGAGUAAAAAUAGUAGGAUACAACAGGUGCAAUUUCAGGAUUUGGUUGUGCAUUAGCAGUUUUUCUCUUAUAUCAGUCAUUGAUAGUCACUCAAUUACCCAUGUCAGCUAACAAUUGAUAGAUUGAUAGUUAGUCUAGCAAGCUAUCUAAACUUGUAGUAAUCAUGGCCGGAUAACGACCGAGCACGAAGGGCACGUGCCCAGGGGCCCUGACCUCCAGGGGGCCCCCAUUGACUUUAUUAGUCAUUAUUACUCAGAUAUUGUAUUAACAUCCCGUGACUUUUUCCAAAUUUUUGUUCUGUUAAGAGAAACGACAGUCCAUCAUUACUUUAAGACAUGAAGGUUAGUCAAUACGGAACAUUUCAAGAACUUUGAAAGUUUCUUCAAGUGCAGUCGCAAAAACCAUCAAGCGCUAUGAUUGAACUGGCUCUCAUGAGGACCGCCACAGGAAUGGAAGACCCAGAGUUACCUCUGCUGCAGAGGAUAAGUUCAUUAGAGUUACCAGCCUCAGAAAUUGCAGCCCAAAUAAAUGCUUCACAGAGUUCAAGUAACAGACACAUCUCAACAUCAACUGUUCAGAGGAGACUGUGUGAAUCAGGCCUUCAUGGUCGAAUGCUGCAAAGAAACCACUACUAAAGGACACCAAUAAGAAGAAGAGACUUGCUUGGGCCAAGAAACACGAGCAAUGGACAUUAGACCAGUGGAAAUGUGUACUUUGGUCUGGAGUCCAAAUUUGAGAUUUUUGGUUCCAAUCGCUGUGUCUUUGUGAGACGCGGUGUAGGUGAACGGAUGAUCUCCGCAUGUGUAUUUCCCACCGUAAAGCAUGGAGGAGGAGGUGUUAUGGUGUGGGGGUGCUUUGCUGGUGACACUGUCUGUGAUUUAUUUAGAAUUCAAGGCACACUUAACCAGCAUGGCUACCACAGCAUUCUGCAGCGAUACGCCAUCCCAUCUGGUUUGGGUUUAGUGGGACUAUCAUUUGUUUUUCAACAGGACAAUGACCCAACACAGCUCCAGGCUGUGUAAAUGGCUAUUUUACCAAGAAGGAGAGUGAUGGAGUGCUGCAUCAGAUGACCUGGCCUCCACAAUCCCCCGACUUCAACCAAAUUGAGAUGGUUUGGGAUGAGUCGGACCGCAGAGUGAAGGAAAAGCAGCCAACAAGUGCUCAGCAUAUGUGGGAACUCCUUCAAGACUGUUGGAAAAAGCAUUCCAGGUGAAGCUGGUUGAGAGAAUGCCAAGAGUGUGCAAAGCUGUCAUCAAGGCAAAUGGUGGCUAUUUGAAGAAUCUCAAAUAUAAAAUAUAUUUUGAUUUGGUUAACACUUGUGUUAUUGAAUAGUUUUGAUGUCUUCACUAUUAUUCUACAAUGUAGAAAAUAGUAAAAAUAAAGAAAAAGCCUUUAAUGAGUAAGUGUUCUAAAACUUUUGACCAGUAGUGUACAUUACAAAAAGUGUAUGCGUUUUUAGAUAUUGACAUUAAAGGUAAUAAAAUGUUUUCAAGAAAUGUAUAAAAUAGUUUGAUAACCCUAGUUUGACAAAGCUUUCAAAUUAUAUCCAAACUCAACCGUUUCUCUUUUUCAGUGAUGAAGACGGAUGUAUAAUGGAAUGGUAUGCAAAAUGAAUCAAUUUUGAGCACCUCGAUCUCCUGAAUGUUUUGGCAUUCAGGUCAAAAAAGUCACUUUCUGAUCACUUCUACCACGGGCAAACAUGUAUGAAAGGGGUGCUGUCAGAAAGUGAUUGAAAACCCUUUGGCUCCACCGAAAGCAAAGUCAUGGAGGAUGUCAUUUAACCUGAAACAAUUGCAAAUGGUGUGAGUGAAAACAAUUGGAACUUUAUACUAUUCACCAAACAGGAAAAGGCUAAUGAUGUGAACCUUCCCUGGCUAAGUGUGUCAAAGAGCAGUAGGGCCCAAACAGGGGUUCAGAACAUACUGUAGUUAACAUGGCUUUGAAUUGAGUCGUUGUCAUUUUGUCAGCAGUGGCAUGCAAGUAUUUGAGGUCUUUUUCAUCCAUUUACUUAACAUCUCAAAUGUUAUUCUUUCCCUCUGGUUAGAAUUGACCAAGGUCUGACAAAUGUCAGACGUUAGGUUACUUAGUAAUAUGGCGGGGGGAACGACUCCUGUUCAAUUCCGUCGACACAUAUUGCAUAAUCUUCAGUCACUAACACUGACAAAUCAUCCAUGAAUGGGGAUGGGCUGACAGCCUGCCAAAUGUGUUCCUUUAGGUCUGAGAAGUGCUAUUCUGGAUUAUUUUAUUGCAGUGCCUGUCUACCUAGCUUUCUAUUAUAUAAUACUAAACUCUAGGCCAGGGCCAUAGAGCUAUAAAGUUGUUUGAUCUUAUUUGGAGAACAAAUGGGUUAAGGAUUUAAUUUUACAACUGAAUGAUAUUAAAAUAAAUUGCAUAAAUGAUGAAGUUGACUGAAAUAAUUUGGGUCGUUUUGCAUAUCAUUAAUUGCUUUUGCAUUGAAAUCCCAUGAGGAAAUAAGGCCUUUUGCAAUUUGUCGGCUGCAUAAUCUCAUCACAGGACUCUGGCUCUGUUUCUUCGUACUCUAAAAACAACCUCAGCCACAAGAAAGCAGUUUGGAAUUUUCUUUGUAUUGUGUUUCUCGCUCAUUUCUGCUGAGUGCUUGUUCUGGCGGGGUUGGGGUGAGGCGGAGGGGUUGAAUUGUUCGAGAUUUGCAUUGUGGCCCGAUUGUUCUGCUGUUAAAGAUCUUUGAUUAAAGACAAAGGCAGGGUCAGUCUGACUCGGAAGCAAGCAAAAUGGUUGCCUAGCCUAUAGGGGAUUCAUCACUCGGCUCUGCUAUUUUGGGAGCUGUUUACAGUCUCCUGUGUGAUGCCUACUGGUCAGGGGCUUGGCUCAACAUUUUGUACACUGCUCUCCAAGGACUGAGGAGUUCAUUGGUUGAACAUGUGACAACAUUGAGUAUCACAGUUUGCAGGCUGCAGUGAACAAAUGAACAUUGUUAUGUUUUUAUUGCAGUGUAGAAUAUUUCCCUAGAGACCAAGAACACAAUAAUGUGAUUAAGAGGUAGACAUAAACAAUGUGUCAAUCAUAGUGAAUAUGCAUAAUAGAUAAACAGAAUCUCUGCCCUAUAACAAAACAACGGUCUUCUCUCCAGUGGGAUUUUGAAGAAGCAAAUGCACAGUGGAACAAACUGCCAAAAGAGCAAGAGAAAGUUUAUCAGUUUCCCCUGCAAGAAUGGCCAAAGAACCCAAGCCCAAAACCAAACAGUGUCUGCAUCUGUGGCAUCAUUGGACAGACUGUGAAGACCAUAUCAAGCAGAGUGGGUGACUGGAGUGGCAUGAUCAUUUCAAACACU
Coregonus sp. 'balchen' is the source of this 5415-nucleotide messenger RNA. The record is from the annotation of a GenBank genome assembly. Lineage: Eukaryota; Metazoa; Chordata; Actinopteri; Salmoniformes; Salmonidae.